UCCCGCCGGGGCGUGGCGGAUGCUGUGGGGGCCGCGCUGAGGAGGAGGAGGAGGCGGCGGCGGUGACCGGUUGUGCAGGGCCCGGCCGGCCCACCGUCACCCCGCAGCCAUCGUGAAACUAUGUGGAAAUGGGGUAGUGGAGAUGAUUCUCCUUCCAAAACAGCCGCAGGCUCGCAAGAUGCAAGAAGCAUGUCGGUGACAGAUUUGACUGAACAGCUGACAAGUACUGAACAGCUGGUAACACAGCUAAAGGAGCUUGUCAGAGAGAAGGAUGCUGAGCUUCGGAAUAAAGAUCUUCAGUUAAAGGAGGAGAAGGAAUCUGCUGAUGCCAAACUUUCCAAGUUGAAGCUGCAAAACAAAGCCAAGGUUGCAUCAUUAACCUCACAGUUGGAAGAACUUAAGAAACAGUUAUCAGAAUCAGGAGGCUUGGAGGCAAAAGCAGAACAAAAAAGGGCAUCAAAAGAUGGCGACCAGGAAAAUGCUGCUGCGAAUCGUGGGAAAAUAUUAGUACUGAGAAGGAGAAUAGAAGAACUAGAAUCCCAGAUCACCCAAAAAAAUGAAGAGUUACGCAAAAAGAGUGUUGAACUGGAGGCCCAGCGCUGUCGUGGGGCUGAAAUGGAUGCCAUGCUGGCAGAGAAAGAAAAGAAGUUAGCUGAAAGAGAUGCUUAUAUCAUCGACUUACAGAUAGCGUGUGGAUCAAGUGGUGUUGCCAAUGAAACACUCUUGCCCAAUGAAGAAUUGAAGAAUCAGCUGGCUGUUAAAGAGUCAUCACUAGAAAGCAUGCAGAUUCUAGUUCAAAACCUUACCAAAAAGGUUGGAGACAGCGAAGAAAAGUGCAGCUUGUUCCAGGAACAGAUUGAAAGUCUUAAAAAUACUCAGAACAAAGAAAGAGAGCGUUUCCAAGCAAAAGAAGCUACGUAUAUGGAAAAUAUAUGUGUGUUUCAAAAUAUUAUCCAGGAAAAGGAAAAGGAACUGGAAGCACAGAGAGAAAAGCAUGAGCAAGAGCUCUUUAAAUUAGCUGCUAAAUCUGAUGCAAGUGCUGACCUAGAACAGUUACUAAAGGCCUUGAAACAGAAGCUCCAUGAAAAGGAAGAAGUCAUGCUGGGAAGGACACAGGUGAUAGAUGUCUUGCAAAACGAACUGGAUGCCAAGGACGAGCAAUUGAAAGAGAUUAAUGAAAACUUGAAACGUCUUCUGUCUGAAAAAGAAAACCUCCAGUCUAAACUGGAUGCUGAGAAACAUGUAAUGAGAGCCCAGUUAAGAGACAUGAUGGAGAAACAUGAGCUUGAAAUGACAAAAGUUAAGGAGAAAUAUAAUGCUGAACUGCAUGAAAUUCAAGAGAAACAUGAAACUGAGCUACAAGAGAAAGAUCAGGCCCUGUUCCAGCUUAAGAAACAAGUGGCAGAAUUAAGCCGUAGCGGACAGAUUCAUUCCAAAGAAGUUAGAGAUCUGGAAUCUAUAACCAAAGAGAAGAUGGAAGAUUUAGAAGCACAAGUGAAAUUGAAAACAGAAGAGGCCAGCAAAUCUGAAGCAAAGUUUCUGAAAAUGAAGGCUUGGUCUAAAUCAAGAAUCAAACAACUGGAGGAUGAACUAAAAAACUUUUCAUCAAAGAAUAAUGAUGUAUCUGCCUUAAACAAUCGUGUCUCAGAAUUAGAAAUUGAAAAUGAAGAACUACAGUCGAAGCUGCAAUCGUUACAUGAAAUUAGAACUCAAAAUGAAGAAUUGCUGACUAAGCUGGAAGUCUAUGAAGAGCAGCAGAGGAAGUUGCAAGCUGAUCUUGACCAAGUUACAAAGAGGGCAGCUUCACAGGCCAGUGAAUCAGGGAGCGUGGAUGAAUUGCAGAGUCAGCUCAUGGAAUGGCAAGAAAACGUACCGGAGUCCGAGGAGUCCCGUGAUCAAGUGAGAGAAGAGAAAUCUGCUAUGGCCUUGAGAAUGGCUCAGAUUGAGGAGGAGAGAGAAGCCAUGGUCUCAGGGCAACAGGAGCUGGAGGAGGAACUGGCCACAGCUCAAGGAAUGGGCAGGCUGCAGCAGGCACGAAGAAAAAGCAAUCAGACCAGCAGGAAGCUUCAGGAAGAAUACAACUUCGAUAGAAAACAAUGCUUUCAAGAAUUGAACAUCACCUUGGAUAGCACUGAUUCAGCUGAAGGAGAAAAUAUGGGAGGUUGGUGGCCAGAGUACACUUCACCUAAUGCAGCAGGCUUACGGAGUGUGGUUGAAGAGUUAGAAUUGGAAAGAAAUCAACUGCAGGAACAAAUUCUGUUUCUAGAAGAGCGUUGUCAGGAUUUGGAAGAUAGAAUGCAGCUUCAAGGUAGAAUGGAGGCUCUUCAGAAUGAAAAUGAACGUUUGCAAACUCAGCUCACCCAAUUACGCAACCAACAAAUGCGAGAUGUGGAAAAGCAUCAGAUUCUGAUCUCUGGCUUGAAUGAGCAGCUUAAAGGAUUAAGUGACAGAAAUAGCUUCCUUGAAACUUCACUUGGAGAAAAAGAACAAAAACUGUUGAGCACGACAGAAAAAUUAGAACAAAUUGAAACUUUGAGGAAACAGCUUCAAGAAAAGGAUCUUCUGAACAAAGAGCUUGGUGAAAAGUUUGUGCAUACGGAGCAAAAACUGAAUGAAGCCUUAAAGAAGUGCAGUGUUUAUGAACUGGAGAACGCUGAGCAGAAAACGGUCAUCAGUGAUCUAACAGAAAAAGUUGCUACACUGAAGGAAAAGACUUUGAAACAAGAUGGCGUGGUAGAGUCGAUGCAGCUGGAUCUGGACCAGACAAAUGAAGAGCUCGACAAAUUGAAUACAAGCCAUUUAGAGGAAAGAUCUCAACUUAUUCAAGAUCUCCAGAAACGUGAAAGAGAAAUUGAUAAUCUUAAAGAGGCACUGGCAGAAAAAGACAGGGAGGUGUCUGUCCUGUCUUUGACUAUGACAGAAUAUUCUGAACAGAUUAUCAUCCUGAAGCGUCAAGUGCAAUGCAAAGAGGAAGAAAUACGAGGGAUGGAGGAGGCUUUAUCAAAGGCUGAAAGGGAAACUCAUUUACUGAAAGAAGUACAAACAGCUGAUGUAAGAGAUGCAAGCGUGAAGAUAUCUGUCCUUUCGGAGCAAAGUAAUACAAUGAGACUAGAGCUAGAAAGAGUUAGAGUUGAGAAUGAAGCUAAAACCAAAGAAAAUGAGGAAUUAAUAAGACAAAACACUGAGAACAGCGUUACAAUUAAGGACCUUCGUUCUGAAAUCAAAGCCAACAAUGUCGCAUACCGUAACAAACUGGCGGAAUGUGAGUCACAAAUUACUUUGCUGAAAGAACAAAUUAGUAAAUCAUCUGAAAAGCUACAAGAAACCGAGGAUAAACAAAGAAAAGAAACUGAAUACUUGAAAUCUCAGCUUGAGGAAAACAAUACGCUAAAGGAAAAAUGGAACAAUUUGCUUAAAGAGAAAGAGAGUAAAGCACAGACACUUGAAAAUGAGUUAAAAUCAAUUAAAGAUUCAUACAACAAACUGGUUUUGGAAAAUGCUAAAAAAGAUGAAGAGUUGGCUGAGUUAUCUAGAAAGCUUAUAGAACAUACUGAACAUCAGGAAACAAUUAAAAAAGAAUUACAAGAGAAACAACAGUUCAUUGCUUCAUUAGAGCAGAAGCUUGGGGUUUUGGAGCAGCAAAAUGAAGAGACUAAACUUAAGUUAUCUGGAGAUCUGAAAGCCAAAGAGACAUGUUGCAAAGAACUUAAUAACCAAUUAAAUGAAAUACAUAAACAAAUUAACAAGAUGGAAAUAGAGACACAGGAGAAAGCUUCAGCUAAUAAGCAAUUGCAGGCAGAUCUUCAAGGGAAAGAAGAAAAAUUGGCAGAGCAAAUAAAAGCAAACGAGUAUCUGAAAAGAAGUAUAGAUAUAGUGGAAAAAGAGAAGGAACAGCUGAUCAGGGAAAACGAGAAUUUGUCCAAACUCCUGGAUGUAAAAGAAUGUGAAUUGUUAAAGAAAAUCCAGGCUGUGGCAGAAAUAGAGAAUAAGUUAUCGGUUAGCACUGCUGAGUACGAAAAAACUCUUUCAGUACUAAACUGUGAUAAAAACACCCUGGCAAAAGAGAUUGAACAACUUUCAGUACUUGCCGAGCAAAAAGAAAAUUCAGUGGCAGAACAGCUGCAGGAGAAAACAAAGGAAUGUAACGUGCUGGCUGAUCAGUUGUGUGAAAGUAAGGAACAGACACAACAGUUGCAUGAACAAAUGCAAUCACUUCUCAUUCAGCUGAAGGAUACUAGAGACAAAGAAAUAAAGAAAGAAGAAAUGUUAAAUAAUAAGUUAUCUGAAUGCAGUAGCCUAAUCCAAGAGCUCAGCCAUAGUAAGGAAAAGAAUUUACUACUGCAGGAACAAAUUCAAAGCCUAACUUUGGAUUUUGAAGCUGUGAACAGGUCUCUAGAAGAGACAAACCUUCAAAAUAAUUCAUUACGUAAGGCAACCGAAGAGAGUAAGUUUUGUAUUGUAGAGCUGCAGGAUGAAAUAAAAAAUCUUAAAGAUGAAAAAACAAAGUUAUCUCAGUUGGUAGAGGAAAGAGACCUGACUGUAAAAAGUCAGGGUUCAGAACUUGAGAACCUUCAUAGGCAAAUGUCUGAAAAAAUGGAAGAAAGUACAGUGUUAAAUAAUCAGCUACAGCUAGUAAGCAAAGAAUUGGAUGUGCUUAAGCAUGAAAAGGAGGACUUUUCAAGCUUAUUGAGCGAGAAGUCACGUGAAUGUGAAGUUCUUCAGUCACAGUUGGUACAGCAACAGUCUGAAAUUGCUUCAGCAAGGCAACAAGCACAUGCAGCAGCUCUAGAAAAUGAAAAAUUGAAAGUAGACAUCGAAACAGUUAAUGUUAUGGUAACGAAAAAGUCAGACGAAGUAGCUGCUUUAACUUCACACUUGUCUCAACAAAGCCAUAAUAUUUUAGCUCUGAAGGACCAAAUUGACGGCCUCUUGAUUGAAAAAGAAAACUUAAAAAUUGUCUUUGAAGAAAAACAAACUCUCCUUUCUGAAAAGGAGGCUUUGAUUCAGCAAAUGAAAGAUAGUAAAAUGGCAGGAGAGGGGCAAUACAUGCAAAUCAUUUCAGAUCUGCAAAACCAAAUACAAGCCCUGGGUUUUGAAACCAGCCAGCUUAGACAUGCAAUGCAGGAAAAAGAAAGUGAAUUUAAGAGGCAAGCCCAAGAAUUAAAGUUAUUAAAAGAUAAAUCUGAAGAGUCUGAUGUACUUAGGGUUCAACUGUCUGAGAAUAUGGAGGUUAUUUCUGACCUUCAGUGUCAGCUUAAAAAUGUGACAGAAAAAUCAUCUCAGUUGAAUGAUUCAAUUAUACAGAAGGAUGAAUCUUUAAAACAAAAGUUAGAUGAAUACAUCAGUUUAAAAGUACAGCUUUCUGAGGUACAGGAAUCUUCUGUUUUGCAACGGAAACAGUUGGAGCUUCUAGGCUCUGAAGCAGAGCAAUUAAAAGUACUACUUUCAGAAAAAGAAUUAACCAUCAACAAUAUUUCAUUAUCUAGUGAGAAUGUAAAGACGCAACUUCAAGAGAAAGAGGAUGAAUGUGAGGUCUUAAAGAAACAGGUGGUAGAACUGGAGGAAGCGAAAGUGAAUUUAGAAAAAGAAAUACAAUGUCAGAAGAGUGUAAUAAUUGAGGUGAACCAAUCCUUAUCAGAAAAGGAGUCAUCUCUUAUGGAAAAUAAAAGUCUCCUCAAAACUCUGCAGGAGAAAGCAAGGAAAGAUGAAGAGAAGACAAAUUUAAUUUCUCAGCUUAGAAGUCAGGUAGAUGAAUUAACGCAAGAACUACAUAAAUCUAAAGAACUAGUCCAUGAGGGUGAAAAUGCCUUUUUAUCUCUUCAGGAGAAAAUUGAAGCACAGUAUGUAUUAAGGACUGAGUUGGAUGCAGCUCUUGAGAAAAAAGAAGAAGUUAUUGCUGGACUGCAAAAUUCUUUAAAAGAGAAAAAUACCAGCAUACAGUUGGCAGAUAGCAAUGUUGAUGUUCUUUCUAGUGAGAUUGAAGUUCUCAGAGAAAAAUUAGAAAAAAGUGAUACAGCCAUGAAAAACUUUACUAAGGAAUUUCAGGAAAAGAACGAGGAGCUUGAUAUUAAUCAGAAGAAAAUUGGUUCUUUGACAAUUGAACUUGAUUCUCUUAAAAAUGAACACCAAAAAGCACUAGACCAAAUAAGUUCAUGGAAAGAACAACUACAGCAAAAAGAAUUGACUGUGGAGUCUCUACGUGUGAAGUGCACUGAACAGGCAGAUAACAUAGCGUGUUUGAAGCUAGAAUUGAACAAUGUAAAUUCCAAAUCAUCUCAAGACUGCCAUGACAAUGCGCUUUUAAUAGAUAGUCUGCAGUGCCAGGUAGAGUCUUUAGAGAAAGAAAAAAAUCGGUUGCAAGAAGAUGCUGGUAAACUGGUGGCUGAAAAUGCACAGCUUACUACAUCUCAAAAUCAUUUGCAAAAGAAAUUGGAAGAGCUCCAAGAAAUCAAUGAAAAACUAGAAACCAGUGAGAAUUAUUCAAGAAUGCAGAUAGAUGCUGUCAAACUGCAGAUGAAGACUGAAAAUGAGAAGUUACAGAUGCAGGUUAGUGUGAAAGGUGAAGAACUGUCUAAAUUAGAACUUAAAUUUGAAACUCUAGAACAAAAUCUACUUGAGUCAGAAAACAAAUGGGUGACAGAACUUGAUGGGGCAACUUUACAAAAUAAUAAACUUACUGAGCAAUUGAGCAGUUUAGAAAGUGAAAUGAAAUCAAAGGAUAGCAAAAUCCAGUCUUUGCAGCAAGAGCUGGAUCUUAUAAAAGAGGAGUUAACUCAAAGCUUAUCUCCAUUACUUAGCAGUAGGUUUCUAUGUAAAGAAAAGAAGGCACAGACUGCAGAUGCUGAACUGCAGCUAACCGAUAGUAAAAUUCAGUUGGAAAAAUUCUCCAGUCUUAUAACCACUAUUUUGAGCAAAGAAACAGAAGGAGAACAAUUGCAACUGGUGCUUUUAGAAAAACAGAAAGAAAUAGACACCAUGAAAGAUGAAUUAAAAAGUAUGCAGUCACUUGAGAAGCAGAAGGAGUCGCUGCAGAAUGAUAUCGAAAAGAUGAAGGACAAAUACCAGUCUGAAAUCGAAUGUCUGUCAAAAGAAGUGGUCACAGUCAAGGAAACAUUAGGUAAACAACAGUGUCUCUUGCAAGAAAGGGAAGAGUCUCUUGCAGAAAUAAAUAAGCAGGUUGAAUUUCUUCAAGACAAGAUAAAUAAAUCAGAAGAAAUUGCAAGAACCAGUCAAGAAAAACUGCACGUUGAAGGUAAAAAAGUAACAAGUCUCCUUGAAGAAAUGGGAAAAAAAGAUCAACUCCUUGAAAACUUAACUACCCAGGUAAAUCAGCAGAAAGAGUUAAUUUCUGGUCUAAGCCAGCAACUGAAAGAAAAGGACUGUUCUGUUACCCAGAUCAUGGAAUCAUUGUCUAAUGAAAUGCUGAAUUUUUCUGAAGAGAGAAAUACAUUAAAUACCAAACUGCAAGACCUCGAAGCUGUUCAUAAUAGUUCUGUAGGAGAGCUAAACCGAGUAUUGCAGGAACUUGAGGAUUGUAAGAAAGAACUGGAACACAGUCAGGUUACGUUGAGCAGUAGAGAAGCUGUGUUUAAGGAUUUAAUGAAUGAAAAAGAGGAGAUGCAGUUUAAUCUUGAGAAAAUGGGCAAGGAAAAAGAGAAUCUGAAAAAGAAACUUCAAGCAGCAUUGAUAGUAAGAAGAGAUCUAAUGCAAAAAGUUGGAAAACUAGAAAAGAGUGGGCAGGAAGAAGUAGAAAAAGAGCAAAAAAAAGCAGAGGAGCUGUUGAAGAAAGUUAAUGACUUAACAGACAAGCUGAAACUAGUUGAAGUACAAAAUAAAGAUUUUGAGUCUCAUCUUGGAAGUUUGAAGCAACAACUUUCAGAAAAAGAUGCCAAAAUAAGUGAUUUGACUGAAAUUUUGUCUUCAAAAGCUGCUUGUUUAGAGGAACUUCAGGACAACAUUACAAAACUAAAUGAUGUCAUUGCUGAAAAAGAAAAUAUAUGUGAGCAGAACCUAAAAUCUUUAGAGGAAAAGGACUGCAUGCUUGCUCAUACGCAAUCUGUACUUGAUGAAAAGACAGGUGCAUAUGAAGAGGAACGUUCUCAGCUGCUUUUAGCUCUUGAAAAUUUGAAGUCUGAAGUUAAGAAGAAGGAAGAAUUGUUGAAAAAUUCCUGUUCAGAAGAGCCUGGUUUAAGUGCUGGGGACAGGAAGAAGCGUCUGGACCCCAACCAUGACAUUAAUGUCUUAAAUCAAUUAAAAAAAGAAAAAGAAGCUUUACAGAGGGAGCUUUUGGUCAGGAAAGAAGAUAUGAAAAAAUUUCAGAAAGAAAGGGAAGAGCACACUAAACUCACGGCAGAUUUUGAAAAACAAAAAAAAUACCUUGAGCAACUGAAACAAGAACAUAAAGCACUCUGGGAAGUUCUUCAAACAAAAAGUAAAGAACUUGACUUUAUUCAGUUAGAAGAGUACCCUUUAGGGAAAGAGCUGGCUUCACCAAAGGCAGUGCUGGGAGAAGAAGCAGCUGACCUAAGGAAUUUGGAAUCAGAGAAGGCAAGAAACAAGGUUCAGAAUGCAUCCUUACAAGAGUCAGAAAACACAAUCGCUUCAGCGGCAAGUGAAGAAACUGAGUUAAAAGAACUAAGAAGUAAUUACGCAAAACUUCAGGAGGAAACAGAAAUGUUAAAGAAAGAGUUGAGAAAAAUAUCGGUUGAAUUUGGUGGUAAAAGAGAAGAAACAGUCAGCUUAGACUCUUUGAGGCAGCAGGAGCAAUGUACGGGCAUCUUGUUGGAGGACGUAAAGCAGCUACAGGAAAAACUGAAAGCAUACCAGGCUGAAGCUGUAGAGAUUAAGACAGCACUUGAACAUGUAAGUAAUGAGAAAGAAGCACUUGUUAAAAAAAGUGAAGAGGAUUACAAGAUGAACCAGGAGGAACUGCAGAGGUUGAGAAGUGAAGCUAAGAAAGAGGUUGCAGAAAAGAAUGAAGAAAUAGAAGCGUUGCAUUGUUCACUUAGGGAUGUCAAAGAUAAACUUGAUAUGAAAAAGGAAUUAUUAAACAAAGCUAUAAGGGAGGGCCAAGAAGCAGCCCACCAUUACAAAACAGCAUUUGAAGAAAUGAAGGGUGAAAAAGAGAAACUGCUCGGUUGUUUAGAAAAGUCCAAUUUGGAACUAAUUAAUAUGAAAAAGGAGGUAAAACAUUUCAGUGAAGAAAACAAAAAACUCCUGACAGAGCUAUGUACACUACGUGAGAAGGCUGAGAUGAGUGGACCUGUGGUGUCGCGCAAAGAGCUUAAGGAAGGAAAUGAUACUGAAAAAGAAUUGGGAGAGUUUUGUUUGGAAAGUAAUUCCCUUCAAGGAAAGCUAGAAGGUAAAGGCACCUGUUUCCAACCCUCAGAGACUGAUUACUCCGGGAAAACUAAACUGAGAGAAGCAACAGAAUGUCAAAUUCAGAAACAAAUGCAAAUGAUUGAAGAGCCGCUGUCAAAAACUGCAAAUGUAAAUGAUUCUAAACCACAAGAGCAAAGAACUAUAGCAGAAGAGAAGUCCAGAGAGCGCCUUCAGAGAAAAUUACAGGCAGCUUUAAUAUCACGUAAAGAAGCCCUGAGAGAAAAUAAAUGUCUAAAAGACCAGAUGGAUAAGCUGAUGUUGGAAAGAGAAGAACUGGUGAACAAGACAGAUAUGCUUGAACGCUUGUUAGAGCUUAGUAGAGAAACACAAAGUUCAAGUGCUGUUUCUCCGUUGUCUGAAGAGGAGCGCCUUGUUUCUGAAAAUGCCAGACUGUUGACUGAAAACGAAAACCUCACCGCGGCAUGUGAAAGUCUUAAAUCUACCAUGGAGACCAUAGUUCAGGAAAAAGAGGCCUUUUCUUUCCAACUAAAUACCUUAAAAGAUUCUCAGACAGUUGAAUUAACAGGAUGGAAGGCUAAACAUAGUGAAUUAAAGCAGGAGUAUGAGUCGCUCCUUCAGGCUUACGAGAAUAUCAGUAGUAAAAUAGCUGAUAUGAGGCAAGUUAUUGAUCUCACUAGAAAAGAGAAGCAAGAGGCUAUUCAAAGGCUCAGGGAAGGAGAAUCUGAGAAGGAGACUCUUGAGAAGCGUUUACAAAAACUCACGGAUGAAAAUGAGGUUAUUAAGAAUCACCUGAAACAACUUGGCGAAUCCAAGAAAAUGGAAGUCGACGAAUUACAAAGUAAAGCAGAAAGGCAGAUCCGUGAGCAAGAGGCAAGGAUGCAAGAACACCAGGAUCGGCUUCAUGAACUCACUGGUCAGAAUCAUCAGCUAAUGGAGGAAAAUGAGCAGCUGAAACAAAUGUCUGAAAAUUUAAAGCAGGCUUUAGAGAAAAUCCAGAAUGAAAAUUAUAUCCUUCAUAAUAACAUUACCGUAACUAAAGCAGCUUUGGGGGAGCUCCAGGUUCAAAUGGAAGUGUACCAAAAUGAUAUGCAAUCUAAAAUCAAUGAUGCAUUAUGUGAGAAUGAAUCAUUGUUGCGGGACAUUAAUGUGUUAAAGGAUAAACUCUCUGAAAAAGAGCAAGCUCUGCUUGUCCUAGAACAAGAAAGAAAAUUAAUGUCAGAAAAAGCAAAAGAAAUUGAAAAAUCUCUGGACCAUAAAAAUCAUUGUCUGACCAAGCUGGACAUGGAAUGUAAAAGCCUGACACAAGAAAUUGUUAGUCUAAAUGAAAAAGUUAAGAUUUUAGAGGAUGAUAAAUGUCUGUUACAGGAAGAAUUAGAAAACGUCCAAGAAAGUUCUUACAAAGUAAAGAAUGAGAGAGAAUUUCUUGAGACAGAAUUGCUUAAUCAUGUUAAAAAAGUUGAUCAUCUUACUGAUAGAAUGAAAUCAGCACAGGUACAGAAUAACUUGCUGUUACAGCAACUGGAAGAAUUAAAGGCGGAAAAAUGCAAUGUGGUCAGAGAAAAAGAAGAGCAGCAGGUACACCUUGUAAAAAUGUUUGAGGAGAAGGUGAAAAGUGCUCAGAGGGAUAAUAACGGAAGUAAAAACAAAACAAAAGAAUUGCAAGAACUCUUAAAGGAGAAGCAGCAGGAGAUCAGCCAUUUGCAAAAGGAUUCUGUAAAGUUCCAGGAGCUGAUCCUGGAUUUGGAAAGAUCUGUGAAACUCUCACAGUCAAAAAGUGAAAAACUCGAAAAAGAGUUAAGUAACAUUUCAGAAAAGCUUGCAAAAUCAAAUGAAGAAAUCUGUCGUCUCAAGGGAGAGCUUUCUUCACAGAUGAACUUGUUGGAUCAGUCAAAGAAUGAAGUGGUCGGGCUUGCAGAUGAGAAUCUAAAUUGGAGAAAAGAACUUAAAAAGAAAGAAGACGAGCUACAAAUUCAAAAGAGACAAUAUGAGAGAGAAUUGGAAUUUAAUCUUCAACAAUUAAAAUUGGUUCACAAAAGAGAAUUUUUGAACCUAGAAGAAAGACACGGUGCCCUUGAGAGAGAAAAAGACAGGGCAAUUACUGAGCUUCGUGGUUUGCGAGAGGAAGUUAGCAUUAAGGACUCUCAAAACAAGAAACUUCAAGCAGAUCUGAAUGCGGCUUUGGCACGAUUAGCCGCUUUCACAAAGUGUGUGUCCUCUCUUCAGGAUGACCGGGACAGGGUAAUCACUGAAAUGAAAACCUGGGAAAUGCAGUUCAAAGAGGCCAUCCAAAAUAAAGAGAAACAGGUAGAAGACAGCAACAAAAAAAUAACGUCUCUGCAAGAGGAACUGAAAGACAAAAUUGCUCAGAUUCAAGAAUUGAAUAUCAAAUAUUCUGUGGUAGAGGAAACAAAGGAUGAACUGUAUUUGAGGCAAAAAUCUGUUGAUACACAACGCUAUGAAGAGCUCUGCAGAAUAAAGGAAGAAAAUAUGUUUUUCUUUAACAGGCAGCAAGAAUUGGAGAGUGUUCUUCAGUCCAAAGAAGAAGCUUUGCAAGCACUCCUUAAAGAAAAUAAUUCUCUUAAUCAUCUUAUAGAGAAUAGCAAAAGUGCAGGAAGAGAGAUAAAAGCUCUGGAAAGUAGUUUUACAAGACAGGAACAAGAACUGCAAGAGCUUCUAGCUGAGAAGGAAAAAAUUAAUGCUGAAUUGCAAAAGCAGAUUACCAUUUCUGAGCAAAUGAAGAUCAUGCUAAAUAAUAAAGACAAAGAAAUCUCCUUACUGAUUUCUUCAAAAGGUGAUGAAAUUUCUGACUACCUGAUUCAGGUACAGACUCAACAUAGAGAACAAAUCAAAGAGUAUGAACUUCAGUUGAGGUCUUUGCAGACAGAGAAACAACAAUCCAAGGAGUCCUGUCAGAGGAUGGAAAACGAAUUGAGAAAUCUCCAGAUGAAAGCAGACAAAGCAGGUCAAGAUAAGGCUGCAAUUGCUAGUGAAAUAGAUGCCUUUAAAAAGUCCAUGUCGUCUCUUCAGAAUGAUCGGGAUGAUCUCUUUUCUAAAUACAAAGAACUGGAACAACAACACCGAGAUGUCUUAAGUCAGCGGGACAGUCUGAUAGUUGGCAACGCCAGUGAGAAUAAUGCUUUGAAGCAAGAAAUAAGGAUACUUCUCAAUCAGAUAGAUGAUCUUCAUUCUGAAAACGCGAUGCUAAGUGCACAGCUGAUAAAAUACAGGGAAGAUCUUAACCAGGUUCUGUCUCUGAAAGACCAUCAGCUGAAAGACUUACUUAAGCAGAAAUUGGAUUGUAUUAAAAGCCUGGAACAAGAAAAAUACGACCUUCAAAAACAAAUAAAAGAAAUGCAACUCUCCAGUCAGCUGCAGAAGGAUAGUGCUGAAUCUUUGGAACGUGAAAACAAAAAAUUAGUGUCUAAAAUAAAUGAUUUAGAAUCUUUAAUUGCAUCCUUAAACAAAGAGAAACUUGUUUCUGAAUCUGGAGAGAAGCUGCUAACUAGUGAUAGCGUUCAGAAAAAAGAAAAUGUGUCCAAUGGACAGUAUGGAGAAAAUCUUCAGAAGAAGAUUCAAGAACUCCAUAAAUCAAGAGGUGGAAACGCUAAGGAUGCAGAUGAGGAAUACAGUAAGAGUCUUUUGAAACUUGAACGCAGAGAUGAACCUGAUGCUUUGGCAGAGAAGAUGUUACUAGAAGUUCAAUCUCAAAAUAGUGACCUGAGGUCCCAAAAUGAGGCCUUUGGGAAAGCAAUGACUGCGCUGCAAAAUGACAGAGAUAGGAUAAUAGAGGACUUAAAGGUACUUCAGAGCAAAUACACAUCUGAACUCAAGACUGAAAAAAAGAAAGGAGAUGAACUUGAGGCUCAAUUGCAUGGCUUUAAAUUACAUUUUAUCAGUAUGCUCAAAGAAAAUUCUCUUCUGAAUCGGGUUAUUUUUCAUGCUGCAGAUAAGGUUACACUUGAUCAGAUUGCUGAUGGAAUUGAAAAUCUCUGUAGGACGUUAGUCAGUCGUGAGAUGGAGAUUAGCAGGCUCUCAUCUGAGUGUGGGAAUUACGUUCACCAGAUUGAAGCGUUUUCCAAGGCUAUGGCCAGUCUUCAGGAUGACCGAGACAAAUUGCUGCAGGAACUCGGCAAUCAGAAGGUAACUUCUGAAACAAAACAGGGCACAGUUUCGCUUCCCAUUGGUUGUAACAGCAUCAGUGAGAUAAAUCCUUUUAAAAGUAGCUUGGAUACGCCUCAGAACAAUAGGGAAAGAUUGGCUAAAGAAGGAGCCAGCCUUGCAGCUGUUGAAAUAUCAAAACUGAAGACCAAGGUUGAUGAUUUGGAGAAGGCAUUGCAUCAGACAAAAACCUUCCAAGCAGAAACUGAGCGAGAGAUUGCAUCGUACCAGAAUGAGCUUGCUGGAUUAAGAAUGGAAAACAACCUCCUCCUCUCAGAGUCCCAGGCACUGCGAAAUCAAUGUCAAAUCACAGUUGCUGAGAAAGACCGACAGAUUGCAGAACUACAGAAGCUGCAGCAAGACGUGGCUGUUAAGAAAUCAGUCUCCAGUGGCAGCAAUUACCCAGCCAAGGUUUUAGAAACUGCCUCCCUCGCCGGAAGUGCAGACGUACCUGAGGAAAUCAAACAUGUCUUAGCUGAGAAGAAUCAGCUUCAAAAUGACCUGCAGCGCUGUCUUCAGGAGAUACACCAGAAGGAUCUGCAUUUUCAGCAGGUUAAUUCGAAGGUUGCGCAGUCAGCAGAAGAGAAUGCUGUCUUGUCUGCCCAGUUGAAGACUCUUUCGCAGACUCUUAGGGAUAACCAGCUUCGUUACACUGAUUUGCAAAAUCGUUAUUUAAGACUGGAGAGGGAAUAUCAGACCAUGCAAGUAACAUCUUUCCAAGGCACUGUUCAGGAUGAAGCUAGAGCAGAAGUUCCCCCUGGAGCACCACAGGAAAGAUCUGCGGUUAUUGUUGAAAUAGACAAUACGGAACUAAAUGAACUCCGAAAAAGGCUUGCAGAGACCGAGCAACAGUAUGAGUCAGUGCAGCAGACGCUCUCGCAGCUGACAGAAACACUGUCAGAAGAGAAGAGGAGGAGAGAAGCUGCAGAAGAGGCUCUUGGACUCUCGGAGGAGCAAAGUAACAGAUUUGACGUAAGCAGUUACAGGUCUGUACCUAGCGAAUAUUCUGUUCAGAUGGAAACCGAAGAGGAAAGAGAAGCCUUAAUCAUCAAUCCCAGUGAACAUGUUAUUGUGCGAAAGAUGAAAGGAGGAGCCCUCUCCUUCAGAAGAUGGGUUCGAGGGCGAAGUCUUUACUGUUCUAAGCUGCUGACCUCCAGAGCAAAAUCCCGCUAUUUAUUCCUCACCUACCUAGUGACACUACAUCUUGUUGUUUUACUCUGCCUCACCGGUGUUCUCUGAAUACACUGUGUUUUCUGCGUCAAUGAUUUCUCUGUAGGUAACGGUGUGCCAAUUCAAGAUACUAGACUUUUCACAUGCUGCUGUUAAGCUAUGCACUGGACACAGGUGUAUAUAUUCUUGUUACACUACAUGAAUCUUAUGCUUCUUCAGAGAAAUUUGUGUAUAUCACAGUUGCUCCAAAGUUGACUUGAAUUGCUCUUUAUCAGUGGAAUAUUAUAUUUGCUAAGGAGAAAAUAUUCCCUUCUGUUUGCCCUAUAAAGAAACUGCUGCAUACAAGUUAUUUAAUAUUGUUUGUGAGUACAUAAUGACUGAUUACUACUGAAUGGGUUGUAAAUGAUAUCUUUUCUAUAUAAAUUUUAUUUUAAGAGUUAAACUAUAAAUUUUAAAGGAAUAAUCAGCUAUUACUGUUUAUUGGCUUCUUGAUUAUAACAAGAGGUUUUAUAGAGUGCAAUAAAGAAAGGACUACUGGAUUUUUUUAUUUUCUUUUUGAUUUUAUUUUUUCCUGGCUGAAAAUUAAAGAUAUAAGAAGGUUGUGCUUUGGCCAUACAGUUUGUAAUGGCUCUGACAAGGUGUACAGCUAUGUAUAUGGUAACGAGGUAAGCUGAUGAUUAAAGAUUCAGAAUUGAGAUGA
Chroicocephalus ridibundus (black-headed gull) is the source of this 15370-nucleotide messenger RNA. Its product is annotated as golgin subfamily B member 1-like. The transcript is spliced from 29 exons. The record is from RefSeq and is a predicted model, not a curated record. The coding region runs from base 121 to 14739 and encodes 4872 amino acids. Lineage: Eukaryota; Metazoa; Chordata; Aves; Charadriiformes; Laridae. Gene Ontology annotation, cellular component: Golgi apparatus.